AGGUGAAAACUCUGAAAACUUCUCCCGUUAGAAUAGUAUACGUAUUGUUGUCAAUCGCGUGUACGUAAGAUUUUUAAUGUGCAUUAAUUUACCGUUCAGCUUUUAUGUACAAUUUAACAAUUGAAUAAAUGGCCGAGCGUCGUUCAACCUUUUACGAGUCCCCAGAUAUAUUCCUAGUGUAUCUACGUUUACGUUUUAAAAAAAGAAAACUUUCUCUGCAAAUUCCGAGAAGUAUAUCGAACUGUUCGAUGUACUGCUCGGAAUUUGCAGGAGAAAGAAUAUUUUUUAAAUCGCAAACGCACAUACAACAGAAAUACUUAUAUUUGUUAAGAUUUAUCAUAGUAAUGCGUUGUAGCACAACGGAACGCACCCGGACUGUCACGCCAAAAACUCGGGUUCGAGUACCGUACACACGUACGUGAUAUUAUAGAUAUGGUACUGAUGUGCAGAGUACGCGUACACGCUCACCGUAACGGUAUUGUAGAAAUACAUAUUUGGCUAUCUGGGAUGAGUGAGCUGCGCCGUCGAGCGAAAAACAAUGCAGCCGAUCGAUAUGUCGACCAUUUGGAGGGAAGCUUGCAAAGUUCCCUCCAAAUUGCGGUGUAACACGGUGUCAAUAGGGGUCAGCUUUCCUCUACAAUCUACAUUAUAUUUACUGUCGAGGAAAUAAAUGCUACUUGUGCCCGUACAAAGAGCUGUCGUUCAUUGUCGCGCACGUAGAGAGACAACGGCAGGAAAUUAUAUUGUAGAGCAUUAUUUAAGCAUUACUAUUUAACAUGUUCGUAGCAAGGUCCUCACUUUAUACCCCCUCCCGUACUCCUAUAUACUUAUAACUCGAUCCCCAAGGGGGAUGAAAUGAAAUUCUCAAGUUGGUCGAUUGGACCAAGAGAGAGAGAGACGAGCUGUCUUUGAGAUAUAAUAUGGAGUCCAUCCCGAGCACGAGCUAUUAUUACGGCAUCGUGAAAACAGUGUCAUCGUUGGCUGGUCAGUGGCCGCAUCAAAAUCCAAAAUCCAAAACAAUCUAUUUGAGCCUCGCGACUCUGUGCCUGUCUUCUAUCUUCAUUCCACAGAUGGCUCAAUUCGUGAUAUGCGACAAGGACUUGCAAUGCAUAUUUCAAACCAUGGGAGCAUACAUGCUGGCGAUUAUAGCACUGGUGAAGCUGUAUACGUGUUACUUUAACCAAUAUAAAAUGAAAGCUCUGAUUGAUCGGCUGUUGGUCGAAUGGGACGAAUUGGAAACACCGGAAGAGUACGAGAUUAUGAAGAGAUAUGCUGAGAAUGGCAGGCGAUAUUCCUUAGGAUAUUCGUUAUACUGCUUCGUAUCCGCAUUUCUCUUUGUGUGUAUGUCUCUCGUACCACUACUACUGGAUGUCGUGUUACCUCUCAACGAAUCUCGCCCUGUACUGCCACCUACUCCGGGGCAUUACUUUGUCGACGAGAGAAAAUAUUUCGUCUACAUCUUCUUGCACGCCGUCGUGGCCUGGGAAAUUGCCGUGGCCGGAAUAGUGGCUCACGAUUGUCUACUCCUAACUUACAUCGAACACGCCUGCAGUAUUUUCGCACUAGUCGGGUAAAUGUAAUUAUGCGCGAUCGGCAAUGGCAAAUAUAUACACAUAUAUUAUAUUUGCAGAUUUCGGUUCGAACGAUUGACGUAUAAACGCAACGACACCGCCAACAUUUUACAAUCUCGUACGAGCGACGCGUAUUGCAAACAA
Molecule: messenger RNA, 1715 nt
Organism: Vollenhovia emeryi
Lineage: Eukaryota; Metazoa; Arthropoda; Insecta; Hymenoptera; Formicidae
Exons: 4
Coding region: 921-1574 (217 amino acids)
Biological process (GO): sensory perception of smell; detection of chemical stimulus involved in sensory perception of smell
Cellular component (GO): plasma membrane
Molecular function (GO): odorant binding; olfactory receptor activity
Source: RefSeq, a predicted model, not a curated record